Messenger RNA from Rhizophagus irregularis DAOM 181602=DAOM 197198, 1128 nucleotides. Lineage: Eukaryota; Fungi; Glomeromycota; Glomeromycetes; Glomerales; Glomeraceae. The record is from RefSeq and is a predicted model, not a curated record.
UUGUAUUUAUUUUUCGCAUGUAUUAAUAAAAAAUUUUCUUGGCAAAUUUCAGCGAACUCGGUUCGCCCAAAAUCACAUGAUAUAUAUUUUUUAUUUUGAAUGCUUAUAUGCAGUGUAUUAGUUAUAUAUAGACCAUGGCAUCCGAGCUUGAGUUAUCGAAACAGCGUAUCACUGAACUUGAGGCUGAGAACGUAAAUCUUAGAAGAAAGCUCUCGGUGUCUGAUGCUGAAAUAGCUGAACUUAUGCGCAGGAAUAACGAGUUUCUAAGAGCAAAUAAGGAAUAUAACGAGAGGCGUGAUGCUGAAAAUGCCAAACUCAGGGCCAGAAUCGAGGAGUUGGAGAAAAACAAGGAAGAUUCUUCAGCCGAGAAUGUUAGGCGUGAUGUUGAAAUUGCUGAGAUUAAGGCUGAAGUAGUGAAACUAGCCGAAGGCGCUCAGGCAAGAGACAAUAACGAAGAAAGCAAACAGUUAACUUCCCGUCAAUCAGAGGCUAUUUCUAAAGAAAUGAUUUCAGGAUAUGAUCAGAAUACUAUAGAUGAGAUAGAGCCUCAAAGCUCUGUUUCCUCGAAUAAUAUUAAUCUGGCAUCGAAUGAGGAUGUGAGCGAUCAUGCUUUAUCGCCUUCGGCUAAAUCAUCGGAGGCAGUCGCUUUAGGGUAUGAUUCAAGAAGUUAAUUCAUCCAUGAAAGAAAAACACUUUCUCCCGGUUGUGACUGAAAUUUCAGCGAACCAAGUUCGCCCAAAUUCUUUAGCAGAGAUAGAUGAAGAGCGAGCGGUCCUCCCUGAUAUUAUUAAUCUAUAUGAAACUGCGUGCGGUGCGGAAAAGAAAGCAAUCGAAGCCAAUAGAGAAGAAACUUUGCGUUGGUGUUCCUAUGCUAGAGAAUUCAAGAGAAUGUAUAAAGAUUUUAUGGUCAACAAUAAAGUUGGGGAAAAGAAAGCGAAAGGUCAGGUAUAUGAUUUUAUUAUCAAACAACUCCCCGAUACUAAACGCAAAACUUUAUGUAGGCAAACACAGAAAGCUUUGAGGAUUGACGAUUUAUUCGAAAAAAUAGGAAUGGACAAGCUUCAAUACAUAAAAACAUAUAGUGCGGAUACUAUUUCGAAAUUUACUGUUCCUCAGAUUCAAACAAUU